GCCGUAUGGUUGCUGGUGAAAAGUGCGCUGUGAAUUAAAAAGUAUUAUUUAAUGUUUGCUUGUUUAUCCUAAUAUAAAUAAUAAAGAGUGUUGAGAAGUGCGCAGGCUAGACGUUACCUAGAAAAAAAUCGUACUUUGGGACCUGCCUUGUAAUUUGCAAUAAACGCCUAUUGUACAAAUCACCAUGAACACGGACGAUCUGGAGGACACACAUCUGUGCAUUAAGUGCAAUGCCACGAUAAUCGGACUCGCCAAGUACAUCGAGCACCGGAAACGGAACUGUCUAAUGACAGAGAAGCAAAUUGCGACGCCAACAACAGAUGGAUCAGCAGCCACCUCCACACCCACUCAAGUGUCCCCGACGAUUAUCAGUAGCAGCAACUUGGAUCAUUCCUACGAUGGUUUUCACUUCACGGAACCGGAGGCUCCAAGUAGCUAUCUCCGCAAGACUUCAGCCAGUCAUGGUGGAAAAACAUCCAAAUCCUUGACGGAGGCCUAUGAUCUGCCGUAUGAACUUGGUGCUGAUCUGUUCUUUUCCUCGCUUCAACUGCAGAGCGUCUCCACAGGAGGAAAAACAGGAUCGGUGGCUCGCCAGGAGAGAAGCAAAGAUGAGUCCUGGCCAGCGCCCAGUGGUGAUCCUUUACUGAAAGCAGUGAGGGAACACGAUGAGGCGGUAUUCAAGCCACUCAAUUUUGAUCACGAUUCUCCAGAGGCGAGUGAGGAAGAGGAGGAUGACGAAGAACACGAUGAUUUCGAACCAGAGGAUGAUGAAGAGGAGUACGAUGUGCGGCGACAUUCACCGCCCACUGUGCCCGCCAACCACACAGGUGGCAAGUGGAAGCCCGAGCACCGUCCGCAGCUGCGGCAUCCACACAUUGAACGCAUCUCGCCCAGCUGGGACGAGCCUCCGGAGGAGACGUACACCCAUCCUCCAGCGGAUCAUACAAAGGGCAAAUGGGUGCCAGGCAGCAAACAGUUGGAGUACCGCGAAAACAUCGAUCUCACCAGGCUGGAGCAACUGAGAGCGAGUUUUUGGUGCAACAUCUGCUGCAGGCGGUUGAAAAGCCGCUCGAACUACGAACAGCAUUUGAGGAGUGGCUACCACGUGAAAAGAGCCGACGCAGAGUGCCAACUAGAGCAAGCUACCCUGGGCAGCGCACUCUCCCUGAGCAAGGAUUAUUCAGCGGAAACUAGUGAGGAGAAGCAGGAACCGAAGACCCCAAAACGACAAAGGCGAGCCAAUCUUCUGCGAUGCGAUCUCUGCCGUCACACGAUGGCCAGGCAUUUGAUGGGCAAGCACUUGAUCUCCCAUUAUCAUUACAGAAGACUGCAGCAGCAAAACAGGCAGAGGAGGAAAACCUGCCUGCAGGACAUACUCAGCCACAUGGGCAGCAUAGUGAGGCAGUCUCCGUUUCAAUGCCUGCCCUGCAGAUUCUACGCCAACACCGAAGAGGCAUUUCUUCACCACUGGCAAUCGCAGGAGCACUUGGAACUUACGCAAAAGCUGGGCGGCUCUUUUUGGUGUGGCUUCUGCCAGUUUGAAUGCACCACCAACGAUUCCAUGUGGCUUCAUUUGCUGCAUCCCUCGCACAAGGAAGUGCUCUUGGCCCUCAACAGAUCAGUUCCCAUAUGCAUAGCCCAAAGAAGGCGCCUCCAGUGCUCCAGUUGUGGAAUGGGCUUUUUGUACAACUUCCAACUUCGGCGGCACUUCGCCUCGGAACAUCCCGAUCUUUCGCCUUCAGGAACCGCAGCCGAUGAGUAUCAGAGUAGGUUUCGGUGUGACUUGUGUGGUGCUCCACAGAAAUCACGCUUGUCUCUGCAGCGUCAUGAAAAGCACAAACACCACUUGGCGAGGUAUUACUGUGCCAUCUGUCGAUUGGAAUUUGAAACCCCUUUAGAGGCGCGACGACACCGGAGCUUGAUGCAACAUAAACUGAAAGCCAGAACCAAAAUCUCAAGCUCGCAGCCGGAAAAGGAAAUAGAACACAUGCUAAGGGAGGUCCUAGAGGAGCCAUCGCCCAAUCCUCCCGCUAAAAGGAGUAGGAUUACGAAUGCAAAAUGCUCAAUUUGCCGGAAAACAUUUGACUCACCUCAGAGUUUAGCCCAACAUCGAGCUGAAGUUCAUCCGGCGGAUAACCAUUUGUGUUUGAGCUGUGGCACAAGUUUUCAAUCCGCACAGGCACUCGGAAGGCACACACGCAGCUGUCAGCCGCUGGCCAGCACCUCAUCCUCCGUCGAUCCAUCCUUAGCGCCAAGGAAACCCACCUACUCUUGUGACCAAUGUAGCUUUCAAUCUCAAUACGAGUCCGAUCUGGUUUAUCACCGCAUUUUUCACUCACGCACCGGAACGAUUGGAAAAAACGAGCUUCUUCAGUGCCCUCUGUGUCCCAAGAAUUUUAAGAAGCAUUCCCUUAGAGCCCAUCUAAGAAAUCAUACAGAUGAGAAAAUCUUUGGGUGCACAGAGUGCCUUCAGAAAUUUGCAAGAAGACACAACCUCAAGAACCACAUAGCCAUCAUGCAUGCCAAAAAGGAAAGUCAGGACAUCAUCGAACCGGCUAAGAAAAAAGCUUCCGAUCAAGCCAAACCCAAGUACCAGUGUGGAACCUGUGGAAAAACACUGGCCAAAAAGUAUUCCUUGAAACUGCACGAGCUGAGUCACACGAAGUCACUGGACCGACGCUUUCGCUGCCAUUUUGCGAACUGUUCAUAUGCAGGUGUGACCCAGGAAAGCCUCAGAACUCACCUGAUCUCCCACGCCCAGGGCAGCCACAAGUGCAAGCGGGACGGCUGCAGCUAUGUGGGAAAGAGUGAGCUGCACCUGAAGAGGCACACAAAGUCCGCACAUCCCGGGGAGGAGAGUGGCGCGGAGUGGUUCUCCUGCGAUCAGUGUGAGUUCAGGGCCCGCAUCAAGGGCCAUCUUCGCCGGCACUCGCUGCGUCACUCGGGCCAGAAGCCCCACCAGUGUCCCCACUGCGACUUCCAGUGCAGCACCAUCGACAACCUGCGAAAGCACAUCAUCAAGACGGGCAAGCAUCCCGGCAAAUUCAUCUACGAGUGCGGAAAGUGCUCCGAUCAGGCAGCCAUCGAGAUCUUCAGGAGCAACAGCUUUAAGGAGUACCAGAAACACUUGGACACUCACAAAGCGGGCUAAGGGAGAAACUGAAGAUACAAACAGGCAAACGGAUUAAUAAAAGACCACUGCUUCUUAC
Messenger RNA from Drosophila rhopaloa, 3209 nucleotides. Its product is annotated as zinc finger protein 546. Gene Ontology annotation, cellular component: nucleus. Bases 185 to 3151 code for a protein of 988 amino acids. The record is from RefSeq and is a predicted model, not a curated record. The transcript is spliced from 5 exons. Lineage: Eukaryota; Metazoa; Arthropoda; Insecta; Diptera; Drosophilidae. Gene Ontology annotation, biological process: regulation of transcription by RNA polymerase II. Gene Ontology annotation, molecular function: zinc ion binding; RNA polymerase II transcription regulatory region sequence-specific DNA binding; DNA-binding transcription factor activity, RNA polymerase II-specific.